AUGACCACAACCGUAUGCCCAAUUGAGGCUCUACCCAACGAGGUGUUGGCUGCAUCGUUGGCAUGCCUCUCGACAAGGGAGCUCAUUCAAGUCGUCCCGGUCAGCCGCUGCUUCUACACACUCGCCACCCGGAUUCUCUAUCGCCGCUUGAUCGACGUAUCGCCUCUCCCAGACAAUCGACUGAUUCUCGAUUGCUACCACCCCAGCGAAAGAUUAACGACGCCGCCAUUGUCAUGCAGGUAUCUUGGUCUCAAGCGAGUGGGCGAGCAACCCAUCACAGACGAAUCCCUCAAGUUUAGUGACCUCGGCAAAUUAUACUCGUCUUAUCGUCCAGUCAUGAAGGAAGAAAGUCGCGAUAGACGGAGAGCUUCCCGACGUACGGGGAGCAAGGCUUUGCAGGGUGACGAGACUGCCACCCAGGACGUCUACCUUGACCACGAUUUGCUGUUUUCACAACUGUGCGCCGUCACGUACGUGGUGAAGGAGGCCUCAAGGCCAGGAUUCUACAUCAGCCAGGUGAAUACGUGUGACGGCGUUAUUCGCGUAUGGCGACCAUGGCUGGCAGAAAAGGCGAAUCUGAAUGGUGCCGCUGAGGGCUUACACUCCAAGAUUGUCGAUUUUGACAAGUUUCUAUGGGUUGAUGUCGGCAAGAACGUUGGCCUUAGAUUUCGAGUCGUGCUUGGACCAGCCGAGCGGCUGCCGUUGCUCAGUGGCCCGGGCGACGAUUCACCGGUAUCCUAUACCUUGAUCUACGAAGAAUUGGUUGUGCGAACGACCACGCUGCUCAUGGCUGUGGAGGCGUCGACUGUGCAAGAGGCUUCCCCCUCAUCUAAAGCUAUCAUAAUUUCACAGAUUUAG
This is a messenger RNA of Metarhizium brunneum ARSEF 3297, 858 nucleotides long. RefSeq lists its product as uncharacterized. NCBI's taxonomy places the organism in Eukaryota, Fungi, Ascomycota, Sordariomycetes, Hypocreales, Clavicipitaceae. The record is from RefSeq and is a predicted model, not a curated record. Gene Ontology annotation, molecular function: protein binding.